UCUCAGGUGCGCUUUUUGAUAUCUACGCGAACGAUGAGAUGGUCACACGUACCUUCCGGACGUUGAAGGUCGCGGGUAGUACUAUUUAUGAUUAUAAGUUCUGUUCCGAGAGAGAGCCGUUGGAAGAUGUGCACGAAAGAGUGGCUAAUCGAGUUCUGAAUCUCUGUCAGAAAAAUGGUGGGUUAUACGUCAAAUUAGGACAGGGAAUCGCGAGCAUGAAUCAUAUUCUCCCACCACAAUUUAAUCGCGUCUUCUCCGUGUUACACGAUAAGGCGCCGAUGGUAGACUGGGCUUCCGUCCAAAAGACUAUACAGGCAGACUUUGGCAGGCCGUACAACGAGUUAUAUGCCACAUUUGACCACCAGGCCGUUGCAUCUGCUUCCAUCGCUCAGGUGCAUAAGGCAACGCUUCACGACGGGACUUCAGUAGCAGUCAAGGUGCAGAAGCCUUGCAUUGCGAGGCAGGUGGAUCUCGAUUUGAUGACCUACAGAUUGAUCGUUUGGGUUUUUGAAAGGGCUUUUGACCUGCCAAUGUACUGGACUGUGGCGUAUACGGAGGAAAACUUAAGAAAGGAGCUAGACUUCCAGCAUGAAGCCGCAAAUUCAAACAAAGCGAAGGAGCAAUUGUCAACGUUUGAUAAUGUCUAUGUGCCUACGGUAUAUUCCGACCGGACAACGAAGCGUGUGCUGACGUCCGAGUGGAUAGAUGGUGCCAAGAUGAACGACCCAGAGGCGAUGGACAGGAUAGGUGUGAACGUGGACGAGGUGGUGAAAACGCUAGUCAAUGUGUCUGGCUUUCAGGUCUUCAUUUCUGGAUUCUGCCAUGCGGAUGUACACUUUGGCAACUUACUGGUGAGGAAGAAAGCGAAUGGUCACGAGCUGGUCAUACUUGAUCAUGGUCUGUACGUAGAGGAGAGCAACAAGUUUAGGGAGGAAUACUGUCAGCUUUGGAAAUCCAUGUUUCUGCUCGAUGUCGAUGGCAUGAAAGAAAUCUGCAAAAAGUGGGGCAUUACCGAUCACGAGUUAUUCGCUAGUUUCACUCUGAUGAAACCGUAUUCGACCAAACGUCCAGUGGCCUCCAAAGUCAGCAGAGCCGAAGUUAUGCAACUGCAAAGGCAAGCGAAGGAUCGAGUUCGGCGCUUAUUAGAAGAUACCAGCCUGUUCCCUAAGGAGCUGAUUUUCAUAGGCCGUAGCAUGAACAUCGUCCGUGCAAACAACAAGCACUUAGGCUCCCCCGUUAAUCGAGUAAACGUACUGGUUUCGUGGGCAAAUCAGGGCACAAAACGAAGCAAUGCGAAGUACUCCUGGUACCUGCACGAAUUCCGAUUCAGGAUACAAAUGUUCGUAGUGGAUAUCUUUUACUAUUCCUCGAGACUGUGGCAGAAGCUGAAUGAGACGCUGGGCUACAAAGUGGAUAGCUUUGAAGGAGUGCUCGAAAAGGCGUUACCGACAGAGGCAUUGGGAUUCUCGUCAGAAAUAUCAGAAAGCGGGAUGGACUAGCACAGCAUAUUGGGUAGUUAUUGCCAUGCCUGUGAAUUAAUGCCUAACUAGGCAUUGGGUAGUUAUUACCAUACCUGUGAAUUAAUGCCUAACUAGGCAACUAGUUGUCGACCACCCGAGCCGCGCCGGAUAGGUUUAGUGCCAUUUCUCGAAUGAUAUCAGUAGGUGUCUCUGGCGACUCCAUAUUCGCACGUGAGAGAGCUACUUGUCCAGAAGCCAACUGUCUGGUGGAGGCGAAAUUAGAAUUUAGUGAGCACAGAUCAUAAGUGUUUAUAACAGAUAAUUAGAUGCCGUACGAAGCCUUCGUUUCGUUUCGUCUAGACUAUUCAUGGAUAUGGUGUGCGUUGCAUUCUAACACAUUGUUGGAUAACGAUAUAUUAAGGUUGGAAUGAGCGUUUAUGGUUCAGCUCGGUACGAUUCCUCGAGUUUAUCGCUCACCGCUGCACGACCGCUGUAGAUCACGACUAAUGCAUGGUAGCCUUUUUGGCAUAAACUAGCUAUACGCAAUGUGACGUGGAAGAAUCACAAGGCAGAACAGGACGACAUAAUCGAGAGCCGUGUUGGCUAUAGUAUUUCGUCUGCUAGCGCGAAGAAGUAUCCAAUUUUCAUGCCGUGGACCACAUCUAGAGAUAGCUACAAAAAUUCAGUAUCGGGGCAACAGACCCAAAAUGAAACGAACAUGAGGGAUGUUGCUAAUAAACAACGUCGUAAUUCAUCAGUGUGCCAGAGUUUGGGCAGUGUUGGUGCCUGAACUUAUUAGCAAUCUCUGGCGAUAGUGGCCUUCGUUUUUGUACACCGUUCAAAUUUAGGAACUAUGUUUGGCAUCCAAUCGAUCGCGUAAAGGUCCUGCAAAGAGAUGGUAAUCAUGUAUAAUCAAAUCGCCGAGUAGUUUGGAGCGUUCGGAUGUGGUCAUAAGUACCUUUUCAGUUUCUGGUUUCGUCGGCCAUUGCUACUCAUUUCCACUAUUUCGUUUCAUCCAGGUUGUUGACCAUCGGAAAUAUUCUCAUUAGCCGCACUACCCAUCGCCAUGUUGUGAUAUGAAGCCCUUCAGCUCUCUCAGCUACUAGCCAUUUAAAAACCUAAUCCACAGGGAAAGCGCCACAGUGCGACUUAUAUUUUUGAAUGGUAUUCAUCACGAACUCUCGACGCGGUAUCGUACAGAUAAACUCCAUUUAAGCUACAGUGACCCCGAUUCACACUUGCCUGGUAAGCUAUGGUUUUGUCGAUUCCCUGUAUCAUACUAGAACAAAUGUAUAUAUAUAUAUAUAUAUAUAUAUCCCGAUGAGAUCGAUAUCAAGAAAGCAUGGGGCUCUCGAGGCACAUGAUAGAUCAGGCUAAAAGAAGGUGGUUCUGCUGAAGAGUUAAUCGUCACGCCGCAUUGAUAUUGCGACCCGGAGUCGAGCCAAAAGGCGCUUCCAGGAAGAUGCACAUGCGGGCUGCAGUUUUGAAUGUCCAGACUUCUCCUUGUACAUGGUUGUGAACUUGGUGUCGGCACUCUUUAAUAAAUUAUGCCUUCGAAACUCC
This is a messenger RNA of Sphaeroforma arctica JP610, 3023 nucleotides long. Its product is annotated as atypical/ABC1 protein kinase. The record is from RefSeq and is a predicted model, not a curated record. Lineage: Eukaryota; Ichthyosporea; Ichthyophonida. The coding region runs from base 39 to 1499 and encodes 486 amino acids. The transcript is spliced from 15 exons.